Molecule: messenger RNA, 1137 nt
Organism: Cantharellus anzutake
Lineage: Eukaryota; Fungi; Basidiomycota; Agaricomycetes; Cantharellales; Hydnaceae
Exons: 9
Coding region: 1-1137 (378 amino acids)
Source: RefSeq, a predicted model, not a curated record
AUGCUUCCGGGCUCGCUACCUUGCCUGAUGGCACUUGUACUCCCAGACUCUUUCGGCAACACGAAUGACCCAACACCUACGGAUGCGCCAGCUUUCCCAGCCACUGGAUGGUCUGGAUUAUUCUGGUACUGUCUACCUGCUGCGCGCGUGACACUCGUGGAGUCCCUAGGGAUUGGUGGAGUAUUCGACAGUGUCGUUAACCAACUAGCCAAGUUUGGCAGCGGGGCCGUAUCGCCUUUUAUUCAGUAUGGUUUCUGUAUGACAAGUCCCGACGUUGUCGUCCCGCUGCUUCUUUGGACAGUGGGAGCGGAAAGGUGGGGAAAAAUGGUUGAGAUGAAAGAGGGCCUCGUGCGACAUUUCCGAAUGUGGAAAGCCCUUCAAGCACGCAUUUGGGCUAGGUGGGCAGCCAUUGCGGAUUACCUUCUCCACCCGAGAACCGACUUUGUCAAGUUUCAUCCAUGGGAUUUCCUGGAGACGACCAUUACAGAGGUGUCACCUCUGCGCAUUGCCCAAGUGAAUCGUCGAGAGAAUCAUGGACAGUGGAAGCAGAGCAAUGCGUGGUUUCGCCAUCUCUUUACCCGAGCCACCUUGCAAAAAAAAAUACAGCUGAAAGAAGAAGGACGUGACGCACCAGAAGUCUACGCAGGAUUGCCAUCAUCCAUUUUCACGAAACUCAAAGUGGGAACCAAGAAAACCAUUUUCCUGUCCCGAACAACAACGGGCUAUAUGGACGUUCUAUCCAAAGAGCGUCGUCUCUGUCUGAUUCCGAAAGAAUCGAAGCCUUCGGUGUGGAGAGUAAUCAUAGAUGCAGGAAGACAAUGCUGGGAUGAAAGUGGUCGGUCAAGGACGGGGGCCCCAGACGACACCUCCUAUAUCAUUCACUUUAAAGAGCGAAGCGAAGCGGACAGCAAUGGGCUUGUGAAGUUUCGCAAGGGGGAGUCGGGAAUUUGGCUGACAUUGGGCGCCUAUUCUUGGGCAGGUUUGCCGAAGAAGCAUGAGGGCAUCGGGUAUGAUAGGAUGAAGGGAAGGAGGGUCGAAGCACGGAGGUUGGUUAUGAGUGGAUGGCGGAAGGCAGAAGAGUCCGGAGAUAGUUUGACGCGUAGUGCAAAGCCACGCAGACGAAUUCGAAAUGGCUGA